AUGGUGCUCCUUAGCAUUGUGCUCGCCUUGGUGGGCUUACUCACUUCUACCCUUGCCACUGUUACCCUCCCUAUGCGAGAUCCCCCCCCUCUGCAAGGCCCACCCAACCUGUUAAAAGGUUCUGAUGAGAAAUUGAGCCGGCAACAGAUAAAAAGGGAUAUCAAGAAUACCGGCGAUGUAGCGGCUUGUGACAAGGAAUAUCGAACUGGGACUUGGGUCAACCAUGAGUGUACUGAGAAGUUUGUGACCGACCCGCUAUAUAUCAGGCCCAAGGUGCGAUGGGAAGGGCUUGAAUGUGCUGCUGCUUGGAAUGAUGCGAAGAUCAGAUGGAACUUUUGUGAUAGGCCUAAUAACACAUCAUUCAGUGCUUCAGUUUCGAACUUUUUGAAGUACGUGGAGGUGAGGGCAUGUAGGGACCUGGCCUUGCAUAACAACUGUGUGCUUAGUGCCUCGUGUGAAGCUCGUCAUUCGAUGCUUGAUGCGAAAGAAGAUUGGACCGGGGCAGGUGCAUACCUGGUCUGGAACUCGCUCACACAAGUCCUUGCCCUGAUAAAAAAUUAUCAAUCUUCCCUACGACAAGCAGCCGUCGAGGUCCAAAAUAAAAAGAAUAAGUUUGUGGACACGUUCGCUCCCCAGGGGCAUCGGCCCGACGAUGCCAUCUGGCUUAAUGUGCUUUUAACCCUUAUUCUAAUUCCGUCAACAACUCUGGGCACGCUCUUCUGGAAAGGAGCACUUAAGGACCUGGAUUUCUUCAAGGAUAAGUCUCUGGCUCUAGAUUUAUCAAAGGAUACUUCACAGGCCUUAGUCUCUGCUGGCUAUAUAAUUACUAAAACUUUCAUAGAGAAGGAAACAGCAAAAGAGGUGACCUUCGAUUAUUUAUACGAUAAUCUGGUCAGCAAAUGGACUGAUCAGAUUGACCAACUGAUUAACACCCUGUUCAGCGGCACCGACGAGAGUCUUCAACAACUCAGCAAGAUUAUCUCGGAUGGCAAGAUGAUUGCCGGAGCAACUGACCGUUCAGAGGGCACGACUGAUCACACAGAGGCAUUCCUACAGGAAAAGCUAGCAGAACGAGCCUUCUACGCUGCUGCCAUCCCAUCCGUGUGGAAAAUGCGGAACCCAUACGCGAGCUAUCCUGUCGUUCUUGACCUUGGCCCCGACUGUAACAGAGAUAUUGGCUCAGACAAGUAUUUUAGGAGCAAAGAAAACUACAAGCAGGGCUGGAUAUGCCUUGAUGGACAUAAUUAUAUCCUUGCUUCUACGUAUGAGCGCAACAACGAUGGACCGAAUUGUCUACCCGAGUUUUAUCCUUGGUGCCUCAACCUUCCGGGAAACCUCUUUCCAUUGCCAGGUUUGGACAAAAUUAUAAACCCUAAUGAAACAUUUGGCGGUGUGACAGUAGAGGACCUCGUCGCGGGGGCUGUAAAUACAUGGAAACGGUCUGGAAAAAUGAACAUCAUGGACAAUACUCUCGAAGUCAUCAAUCCCUCAAAUAAAGACGAUUUUGAUGACAUUUGGGACCAUGGCAUCCGUGCGCCCGGGAAUAUUCGUAUCCCCGUUUGCAGCGUAGAGGAAGCCGACUUUUUGGCGAAGGACGGCACCACCAAUGGCCUUCCAGAUGAAAAUCGCCCGAGCUUCCCUUGCUUGAGGGAUCCAAAUAAAGGGUACGAGAGCACUUAUUGGGGUACGUGGCCCAAUUAA
Molecule: messenger RNA, 1701 nt
Organism: Nannizzia gypsea CBS 118893
Lineage: Eukaryota; Fungi; Ascomycota; Eurotiomycetes; Onygenales; Arthrodermataceae
Exons: 7
Coding region: 1-1701 (566 amino acids)
Source: RefSeq, a predicted model, not a curated record